AUGUGGAUCAUCAACAAUUCGUUGGACGUUAUCCGUGUACUGGAGGAAAAACAGCUUUCCCUAAAUCAUGUGAGUACUUGGGAUUUUUCGACACUUUAUACUAGCCUUCCACACGCCCAACUUAAAAAGCAACUCCGUGAUCUUUUGGAAAGAGUUUUUAAGAGCGACUCCGCGUAAAUAUCAACUAGACGUGGAAAUAGUCAAAAAAUGACCUGGCCUCAAACUCAGCCAGAAUGAAGCCCUAUGGGCCCUGGUUACACAAUCGUUGAUUUAAGUACGAUCGAGUGAAUAAUAUUUUUUUAACGAAUUUUUUUCUUCUCGAGGCCUAAAAUGGGCAAAAAUCAUGCAAAAUUAGAGUCAUAUUCAGUGGCUCGUACAUUUUAAAAUAAAGUUGGCUAUUAAAGUAUAAUGACACUUCAUAUUUUUGCUACCUUUUCUCUAUAAUUUUAACUGAUUAGUUCGCGAUUUGGUCAACAAGAGAUUUUUUAAGAAAUUUUUAAAAUUGUUGACUCAAAAUCGCUUAAACAACCGUCAAAAUUUAGCACUUUUUCACGAGCUAAAAAAGCGGAUUGGUACAUGACUUUGAACACCAAGGCUUGUUUAGUCUGAAAGAGCAUUCUUUUUUCUUCAAAUUAGCGAAAUAAAAUUUUUGGGUAAAUGAAAUCACGAGCGCUGACAAAGCGAAGCAAAUGGAAUUGUUACACUAAAAACAGGCGAAAAACGUGACCUCUGACCGAAGCACAAACGACCACAAACCAAAUGCGAAUUACGGUAGGCGCCAAACCUUUAAUUAUUCGGUAACUUCUCGAAACAAUAUUGGUCUGAAAUGUGUAUAGGUUUUUUGAAAUAAAGCUGAGUAAAGGUAUUAAGUGUCAAAAAGUCCACAAAGCCGUUAAAAAUACAACAAAAGUCACAAGUAAUCUGUUCCGUUUUCUGAAUUUUAUGCAGCGAUUUAACGAAUUAACAAUUUUUAAUCCAACGAUACCCACCUGAGACUGUGUUAGUUUAAGAGUCCAUAGAACUUCUCAGAAGAUUCCUUGGAAAGACGUCCAGAAGGAAAUGAAUGAAGAAUUUGAACUUAUAACUGUAACAAUUUCACUUGCCGCCACGGCAAUGAACGAAAACAACUGACGAACUGCCACAGGCAAACCAGCUUUCAGUGCAGUCAUGCAAAGCAUGUCACGUCACGUAAUUCGGCCAUGUGCAUUUGGGAAGGAGGGAAUAAAUUCUUCCACGCUGUGCGCUAAAACAUUUAAGAAAUAAAAUAAGUUUUGGACUGUUUCAUUUUUGCCCUCGCUUAAGGGCAAAGGCGCCUCUUCCGCUGAUAUAAUCUUGAACUUGAUGAGCAGUCGUUUUUAGGGGAUUCGUAAUUCCUCCCUUCCCACAAACGAAAAGUGUGAAUUAUUUUUUCACCUUUGAUCUCAACAACGUUACCUUCAAUUUUCUGAUUUGCCCUUCGCUUUAUCUGCACACUGGUAUAAAUGACACAUAUCUUGGUCUCAGGUAAGGGAGGAAAUAUGGGAAAAUAUGACUCCCCUGAAAAUGCCACCAAGGGAGGCUAAAUGUUUGGUUGCCUCUUAGGCCAAAUUCGCUUCAGAGAUCCGGAUUUCUUGACCGUGGAACUUGUGGAAGGCACAAGUGUUAUAACUGGACCCAAGUGUAAUAAAGGUCCAUCCGUAAUAACAUUUGAACCUAAGUGUAAUAAAGGUUUCAUCUAUCACGACUGAGAUAAUAUGAGACAUGUCCACAACAGCCUAAAUAUGGUUAUCUUAACUUAAAAAGCUGACAUCACGGUUCAUGUGACCAAACAGAACUAGAAAAAAAAGGAACGAGAAAAAGUGCCAUAGAAUCUAGCAAUGGCUCUCAGUUAAAGCUUUGGCAAAUUUUUGCUUUGAAACGUGCUUUUAAAAAAAAUCAUCGCUCCAGAAGAAAUAAAUAUGUCAUUCCCGUUCGCUUUCAUAAAAUGUCAGGCUAAACAAUUUUAAACCCAGUGGACUGAUCUGUUAUUAUUUUUUCCCCUCUGUCUUCUUGUCAUUUUCACUAUUUCUCUCACUGCUGAAUUUUAUUGAUAGGAUUUCAUGACUGUCAGUACUUUGCAAAAAUAAGUUCCCGCAAAUAAAAAUUACCGCAAAAAUAUUUCCCGCAACUCCAGAGGAAAUUCUGUAUUCUCUUAACUUAAAUUCACUUCACAAGAAUACAGUACCAAGAAAUCGUCUCUGUUCAAUUACAACUGGUCUCAUGUUUCAGAAACAAAUACUGAUGCACACUUAGUAUUGUUUGAAAAUAUGUAUUUCUGUUGCACGUACUCAAUAAAAACAAAAAUAUUAUCAAUGCUGGGUACUGGGUACUUUCUGAAAUGACAAAAAUUAAUCAGGGGCACCCAACGACAAUUUUCGGAAAAUAUCUGUUCGGAAGAAGAUUUGAGAUCUAGAAUUUUCGGAACAUUUGUUGUAAAAUUUGUUGCUUGCCUGCCUCUCCUAGGAUUUUCGAACAUCUAAAAAAUGGUAUAUUUGCCCAUUUUUAAAGGAUUUUUACCUUUAAAAGGUCAACUAGAAUUUUCGGGAGCCUUUUUUCUGGCUGAAAUUUUCGAAAGGGUAAGUUUUGAUCCCUAUAAUUUUCGGAUCACUAGACUUUCGGCUAGAAAAUCCGAACAGAUGAAAAAUUUUUAGGGGAUAAAAAUAUGCCUGUAUCUAUACCGUUUAAAUACUAAAAUACGUUUAACAAUGGUAUGUUUAAGUGGUUUUAAACUGUGUUCUCGUUGGGUGCCCCUGAUUAAUCCCCAGCAAGAAAAACCAGUCCGUCCUAAUCGCAAAAAUUAGUUCCCGCAAAACACAAAAAAUCGUCAAUCCGCAAAAACAAACUCCCGCAAAAAUUUCGUUCCACACGGUAUCCGUUGGAAAAAUGAUCGGUCGUUUGAUCAGCAAGGGCCAGGUCGUUAUUUUUGGUUCCUUACUUGCGUCAGUUCAGGUUUAUUAGACUACCUUUGUAAUCACCAAUUAUGUUUAUAAUUAUGUGCUUUAGUUUUAAAUUCAAUUUUGGUAACGACCCUACAGUAUCAGCCCCCGAAAAAGGUUUGUGUUGCAAACCGACUAAUAUCGGAAAGAAUGAUAUCAUGUAUAUUCUUAAUUUUGUUUGUACUGGGUUUAUUUUCUCUUUUCGCUGAUCAGUUCCUUCGAUUUCGUCCUUUCAACUUAUCCAAAUCUUUUUUUGAGAUCCGGAUGCGGCCAUUAGUUCAUUGGCUUCCGAAGAGCUCAGUCCCUGUUGUUGGCUUUUAGUACGGAUGUUUCAACAAAAGGAGCCACCGAACCACAGCAAAUCGAAUAAUUAGAAAGGCUCGCAACAAAUAUGUCUCUUGUUCCUCUAGGAUACACAUGAUCAGGCACAAUUUUCAUAUUACAUAAAUAAAAUUAUACUGUUUUUCGUCCUAUAAGUGAGCCUCUAAUAUAACUCGAAAAAAAAUGAUUUACUUGCACGCGCCAGCAUAAGCCUUGAUUGGCUCCGAACUCAGAGUAACAUCUUUGCAGGGGGAGAUGCAGGAAUUUUUCAUUGGGGUAGGAGAAGGUCCAAAUUUUGGUUCAGAAAGGACUGUUGAACUUUUUUGUGGCAAAUUACUUUUUCCCCACACCCCCUCCCACUACACACUGAGAAGGCAGAGACAACUACUUGUUCUCAAUCUGUGAAAACCAGUCGCCGUUGGCGCGGGAAAUACUGCUUUGCAAGCAGAGGCGAACAGAUCAUAGUAGGGUACCAAAGAAAAUCACAUUCUUGAAUAUCCCUGGAAUUUAGUUUGGUGGCAAAAUACAACACGCGUUUCAUUAAAAAAGUCAGCCAGUUAAACAGUGAUAUACAAUACUAUCGUUGUAAGGAUUUUAGUCUCAAACAAGUAUCAGGUCUGAUAGGGGAUCCGGACCCCCGGGCCCUCCCACUGGAUCCGCCACUGCUUUGGUGCCCUUUGAUAUCCUUUCUAAAGCAUUCUGUAGUUCAUGGUAGUUCGAACACACCCGAUUGUUAGCUAUAGAUGCACGUUCUGAACUUGAAACAGAAUCUCAUUAUAAACAGCAGCUAAAAUAAAAGAAGUGCACAGCGCCCCUCGAGCAAAAACAGGGGAAAAAGUUAUUCUUUUCUUUAACUAGUUACAAAAGAUACAGGCCAAAGCUAUUUUUAUUUCAUAAAUGUUUUAGCACACACCAUGGAAGAAUUUCUUCCCUCCUUCCCAAAUGCACGGGGUAGAAUUACGUGACGUGACAUGUCUUGCAUGACUGCACUGAAAGCUGGUCUGCCUGGGGCAGUUCGACAGUUGUUUUCGUUUUGCCGUGGCGGCAAGUGAAAUUGUUCAGUGAUUGUUACAGUUAUAAGUUCAAAUUCUUCGUUCAUUUCCUUCUGGAGGUCUUUCCGAGGAAUCUUCUGAGAAGUUCUAUGGACUCUUAAACUAACACAGUCUCAGGUGGGUAUCGUUGGAUUAAAAAUUGUUAAUUCGUUAAAUCGCAUAAAUCGCUGCAUAAAAUUCACAGCAGAAAACGGAACAGAUUUGAUACUCGUGAAUUUUGUUGUAUUUUUUACCGCUUUGUGGACCUUUUGACACUUAAUACUUUAACUCAGCUUUAUUUUAAAAAAUCUAUACACAUGUCAGACCAAUAUUGUUUCGAGAAGUUACCGAAUAAUUAAAGGUUUGGCGCCUACCGUAAUUCGCAUUUGGUUGUGCUUCGGUCAGAGGUCGGUGUAUGACAUUUGCAGACUGCAGACUGCAGACUGCAGACCGCAGACCGCAGACCGCAGACCGCAGACUGCAGACUGCAGACUGCAGAUCACAGAUUGCAGACUGUAAAUUAAAUGACGCCAAAAAUCUUCCUAAUAAAGCUGGGUGACGUCAUCAAAAAUAUAACCUCGUUUGAAAGUGAGAAAGUAGCCUGAUCGAUAUUUUUGCGCAAAGUUACAAUGGACUCUUUCCCAAGAUGCUGUUGGCUAUUCUUCUUCGACCCUUUCUCAACUCACCCGGAAUAUCACUAGUUGCGUUGAUUCUUUAUUCUUCUUUGAUUAUUGUGAAUUGAUAAUGACAAGUAGCAAUGCCCACUAAUGCCUGUCUAAAUAGUAGUCUUCGUGCUCACUACAGUUACGUCGACAAAAACAACUAGGAUAGAUCAAGGACUUUUAACACCUUUUAAAUGACGUAUUUCAUCUUAGCAGUAUUCAGGGAUAUGCUAAAUAAUCUAAAAUGAACAGAUCCUACCUGGACUCGACGAAUUACAAGAACUGCAUUUUGAAUUUCUAAAUAGAAAAAUAACUGCUCAUACUCAAGUUCAAGUACACAGGUGAGGACCCCGUAGAAUAAGGAUUCCGGCGCUGUUUCUCAGACAGACUUAUAUAACCGUAGUUUAAUUUCGUCUGUGGUGUAGGCUAAAUUGCUAGACGGUUGCUAUGGAAUCAUGAGCAAGUUUGUGACACCGGCAGACAUUAUUCUGCUUUAAUUCAAAACGAAAAGAACAGCCAACAGCUCCUUUAGGAGUGACAUCUGUGUAAUUUACGUAAAAAAUAUAAACUUUGCUUCUAGGCUUUACUUCUCGGAACAAGGUAAUGUUGAUGAUGACGCCACCUUUAUUACAAUAAUUUGGUUUCAUUAACAGUCUUGCUGCCUCAUGCAGUGUGCGGUCUGCAGUCUGCAGUCUGCAGUCUGCGGUCUGCAGUCUGCAGUCUGCAAAUGUCAUACACCGGUCAGCGGUCACGUUUUUUCGUCCGUUUCUAGUGUAACAUUUACAUUUGCUUCGCUUUGUCAGCGCUCGUGAUUUCAUUUACCCAAAAAUUUUAUUUCGCUAAUUUAAAGAAAAAAGAAUGCUCUUUCAGACUAAACAAGCCUUGGUGUUCAAAGCCAUGUACCAAUCCGCUUUUUUAGCUAGUGAAAAAGUGCUAAAUUUUGACGGUUGAUUAAGCGAUUUUGAGUCAACAACUUUGAAAAUUUCUUAAAAAAUCUCUUGUUGACCAAAUCGCGAACUAAUCAGGUAAAAUUAUAGAAGAAAGAUAGUAAAAACAUGAAGUGUCAUUAUAUUUUAGUAGCCAACUUUAUUUUAAAAUGUACGAGUUACAGAAUAUGACUCGCAAUUUCGCAUGAUUUUUUCCCAUUUUAGGCCUCCGCAAGAAAAAAAUUCGUUAAAAAAAUAUUAUUCACUCGAUCGUACUUAAACCAACGAUUUUGUAACUAGGGCCCAUAGGGCUUUAUUCUGGCUGAGUUUGAGGCCAGGUCAUGUUUUAAGUAUUUCCACGUCUAGUUGAUAUUUACGCGGAGUCGCUCUUAAUACUAAAGGAAAGAGCUUCAUUGCUACCAAUAAUUUUCGCACCUUCUGGACGAAUGAUAGAACGUCAACGAGGUACACGUACUUCUCCUGUAGAGAGCUUUGUCUCGCUAUUGACUUUCUUAUCGACAACAUCUACGUUCGUUUUGGAAGCUAUGUUUUCCGGCAGGUUAUUGGUAUACCAAUGGGCACCAACAGUGCACCUUUAUUGGCUGAUCUCUUCCUUCAUACCUUCGAGUACGAUUUCAUGGUCAAAACAAUGAAACAGGAUAUUACAAAAGCCAUCCAAUUCAGCAACACCUUUCCGUACAUCGACGAUUUAUUCAGUGCUAACAAUGUGGACUUUGGAAAUUACAUCAGCGCAAUUUACCCGUCGGAAUCACAGGCGGCCCAGACGUAGUAUGUGUCACUGAAUGAAUAUAUUAAUAUUCACAUGUACAAAUUAAUGCGAUGAGUUGUCGAAACUCCAAUGAACUAAAAUAGUCCAAAAAUUAAAAUAUAACAAAAUAAAGCUAAGAUACCUUUAACUGAACGUAUCCUUGUCUUUCCUGGCCGGUUUAAAUACUAUCCACUAAAGAAGAAUUAAAGGCUGGCUACAAAACAAACAGACCAUCUCCACGCGCCUUCACACGAAGCGCUAUAAAUUCGAGAAUAAUCGACGAAUCCGCUCCAAAUAACCAUCGGCUAAUCUGCAGGUAACGUGUGCUCCUGCUUCUGGCUCGCUUGCUCCACAAAACCCAUCGCAACUGCACAAUAAUUGCUCGCUCAUCAACAACCACUGUUGACCUUUACGCUUCGAUAUGACCGCAAACGACCAGGUAUAAUACGCGACGUGAAUAUUCAAGCUUAGCGACCGCGUCUGCGCGACAAUGCAACACUUGCAAUGGGAGGGAUGGUACAAUUGCUUCUAGGUCAAUCAACGCUGAGCGAGGGUCCGCUGCGUUAGUUUUCACCAGAAAACAAAAGGCGAUCGCAUGAACGUCCGUAAGUUUUCAACAGGGCGGCCCUGGUUUUCGGAUUCUUCUAACGUUUGUUUGUCCAGCCGCUUGCAUAGGUUCUGUCUCUACUGGACCUAUUUCCUUAAAGUAAUUAAACAGUUAUUUCCAGAACACCGACAAUAUGUAUUUAUGGUUUGUUCAUACUAAAUAUAAAAUCGUGUAAUGUUAAGCGGCGAAGGCAACCAGAACUGUGAAAUACAACAAUAGGUCUAAUUGCAUGCAGCACGCUUUUUUGUACAUUUCCUUGACGUUGCUUCGCAUGACUACUACGUGAAACGUCUAUGGUGGCCCGCUAAGGCCAUAGCAAUUUUGCACUUUUUUGGUGAAAUUUUGACACUUUCCAUUCUUUUUUCUCCUUUAUUUUUUCUUGUUAAUUUGUUUUCUUUUGAUUAUUUUUAUCUUUUUUUAUUUCCUUUCUUUUAAUUAUUUUUACCUUUAUUCUGAAAAUUUCUUUUCUUUUAAUAAUUUUUAUCUUAUUUUUUUUCAUUCUCGCCUUUUUAACUUUUAUUGUUUCUUCUUACUUUUUAUUUUGAUUUAUUUUGUAAUUUUUAUUUUAUUUGGUUAUACAAUUUGUUUGUUUUAUGAAAAUUUACAAACAGUGAUUUAAUUUGGAGAAAAAAAAAGUCUCUAGCCCCGCAACGCCAUAGACCAGAAUUCCUCGCGCGUAAUGAAGCGUUCCUCGUGCUCUUUUUCUCACUUCAGUCAAUCGCCCGUGCCACAUUUCUGCGUGCAACACGUCGAAAAGGAAACAAACGUGGGACAAUUACAAGGAGAAGGUAGCCAAAAAAAGUCGAAUCGACAAAGGGGCAGCUGCUGUUGCCGGAGGGAGCGAUGGAAUUGCCGUACAGAGGUUGUCUAGCCAGGUGGAAGGCAAACGCCAGAAGUACUUGAGAAUGGGGCCAUCGACGCUGGUUCCUCUCGAUCAAGAGCCAUCACUCGAGAACAUUAAAAAAGCAUGCCAGUUGCAUUUUAACACGGAUUUGGUGUAAAAUGGGGUUGACAGGCCUACACGACUCCCCAGCGCGUGUUUUAAAUAGCCUUUUCAUAGUUUGGCUCUCACGAGUAUGUCUUUGAGCGACCGCCCUCUUUUGUAAGAUACGAGGGGCGAUUUUUUGUAGUUUUCGCUCAGUGAUGGUUCUUUUUCUGUUAAAUGCCAGUUUCUCAUGAGAAUUUGCUUUAGGUUAGGCACUGAUGGUUAGUAUUGGGUGACAAAAUGCAAGAUUCGUAGGUUUAUCUUUUGUUUCUGUUGAAGGGCUAGUUUCCUGUCUUUGAAAUUCACCUCUGAGAUCUAGAGGGUUGUGUUAAUGAGAUCCUCUGGGUAACCUCUCUGUAGCAGAUGCGCUUUGAAAUUUGUAAUUUUCUCUUCGAAUAUUAUUUUGGAAGAGUUUGUUCUGAGAAGUCGGAGGGCCUCCCCUUUAAUGAAGCCUUUUUUAACUCCUUGCGGGUGACAGGAACUAAAAUGGGUAUACUGAAAUGUCUCAGUUGGUUUAAAAUGAGUACGCACAUCAAGGAUUGCGUCUCUUUCGAAUCUUUCGCCUUUGUAGAUGUAGGUGUCCAGGAAUGUUGUUUCCUUAUCGGAAAUUUCAGCCGUAAACUUGAUCGUAGGGUGAUGAUUGUUUGCUUGUUCAAUGAAAUGUUCUAUUCUCUCUCUGUUUGUAGUCCAGAGCGAGAAGAUGUCGUUUAUGUAACGUUUCCAAACGAGCAUUUUAAAAAGGCUUUGGCUAAGGAUUUCCGUCUCUACCUUGUUCAUGAAUAUGUUAGAAAAGGCGACUGCCAUUUUCGUGCCCAUGGCCGUACCAUGUGUCUGAAGGUAGGUUUUUCCAUUUUACUGGAAAGAAUUUUCUUCUUUAGUUGAUAGUAUUUAAACCGGCCAGGAAAGACAAGGAUACGUUCAGUAAAAGGUAUCUUAGCUUUAUUUUGUUAUAUUUUAAUUUUUGGACUAUUUUAGUUCAUUGGAGUUUCGACGACUCAUCGCAUUAAUUUGUCCAUGUGAAUAUUAAUAUAUUCAUUCAGUGACACAUACUACGUCUGGGCCGCCUGUGUCGGAAUUGGAACUUAAGGACACUUCCACAUCAUCUACUGAAGUGUGUUAUCUCGACACUAAUAUCAAGACUGGCGAAAACACACCCUUCCGUAUCAGCAUGUACGAUAAGAGAGAGGACUUUGCAUUGCGGAUUGUCAACUUUCCUCAUAUGGACAGCAACAUUCCCGCCAAUCCAGCUUACGAUGUUUAUAUAUCUCAACUGGUGAGAUAUGCUGGAAUUUGCACGUCCAAAGUUGACUUCAUCAAUAGACUCCGUGGACUUUCAUUACGACUCAGACAGCAAGGCUUUGACACUAAUCUACUUCAGAAAUCAUUUAAUAAAUUCUUCAGUCGCCAUGGUCUUAUCGUCGAGAAGUAUGGUGCAGCCCUGCGGGAGAUGAGAUUAGCA
Molecule: messenger RNA, 9714 nt
Organism: Porites lobata
Lineage: Eukaryota; Metazoa; Cnidaria; Anthozoa; Scleractinia; Poritidae
Source: the annotation of a GenBank genome assembly